Molecule: messenger RNA, 2055 nt
Organism: Ruditapes philippinarum (Manila clam)
Lineage: Eukaryota; Metazoa; Mollusca; Bivalvia; Venerida; Veneridae
Product: hemicentin-1-like
Exons: 10
Coding region: 355-2055 (566 amino acids)
Biological process (GO): cell-cell adhesion; protein dephosphorylation
Cellular component (GO): cell-cell junction
Molecular function (GO): cell adhesion molecule binding; protein tyrosine phosphatase activity
Source: RefSeq, a predicted model, not a curated record
UUUUUAAAACACACACUAUAUCCAUUUUUGUUUUGUCUGCAUAAUAUUAUAUAACAUAAAUUUAACGUUUAAUUUAUUUAUAUAAUAUUAAUUUUAAGUGUGUUAAAAUAAAUAUCACAAUUCUAAAAUAUAAUUGUUUGGAAAUUUAUUUCAGUUCCAAUUAGACACCUGAGGAUUGUAAACAUUUAUGAAAAUGUGAUUCAAGCCAUAGAAAAUUUCAAAACAACAAUCACUUGCCAAACUUCUGAAGGACGACCUGCUGCAAAUAUUACAUGGAUAAAAGUAUCAAAAAGAGGAAUCAAAACGGAUCUAACACAAAAAGCGAUAAACAAUAUUUCUAGACAAAAAAACGGCAUGGAAAAGGUGCAAAGCAGCAUUGAUUUGAAUCCAUUAAAAGCGGAAAAUAAUACGCGUAUAAUUUGCCAAGCAACGAAUAAAAUAUCAAAUGUGACCAAAACGGAAGUUAUUCUGUAUGUCCAAUAUCCUCCAAGUAAACCGUAUUUUCAUUUCCUUCCACGAAACAAUUUAGCAAAAGGUGGCAAAUUACUAGCCCAUAAACUUAUUAUUGAAGAAAGAAGCAAUUUUACUGUUAUGUGUAGAUCCGAUGGUGAUCCUCCUCCGACAUGCAGAUGGAACAUUACGAAUGACAAAACGAAAUAUCCAUAUCUCACGUUUGCAAAUAUAACAAAGAAUGACAAGGGAAUAUAUAGAUGUGUUGCAGAGAAUUUUAUUCAAAGAAACUUCCCAAAAUAUGAAAGAAAGAAGAACAAGUCGACGGAUCUUGAAAUAGAUGUUCAAUAUCAAAGUAGAAUAGUCAAGUUCUAUGUAACUGAAUUUGAAAAGCUGGAUCAUUCUGAAGCAACUGAAAACGAAACGGUUUCCUUUAAUUGUAAAGUUGAUUGCAAUCCAUCUUCCUCAAUAGCAAUAUCAUUUAAGAACAAAGAAUUAGGGCAUAAUGAAUCUACACAAGGUUUGGUUCUCCCCCAUAAAGUUAUAUCUUGUUUCGACGAUGGCGAAUAUACAUGUUCAGCACAUAACAGGUACAAUAGUGAACCAUGUUUGGAAGAGUUGACAUUACGUGUUAGAUGUACACCACUACUUUCACCAGAUUUUGAUCUUAGAGCAAACAUAACGAGUACACAGAAUAUGACUGUUACUUUUUCGUUUAAAACAAUUGCUUUUCCGACACCAGAUUUUCAAUGGUUUAAAUUUAGCGGCUCUUCCUGGUAUACAUUGACGAAUAAUAGAAGAUUCCAUAUUAAAAGAAAUGGACUAUAUUCCAUUCUCACUAUCAGCAAAAUUGCUGCUGAUGAUUUCGGCAUCUACAAGCUAAGGAUAGACAAUAAAGUUGGAGUUCUUGAGCAACUGUAUUUCCUCAAGGCAAAUGAUUCCCUUACGGUAUCCACAAAACUGACGAUUGAUUUGAAGUAUUUUAUAUAUACAUUAGGGGGAAUCAUAUUCAUUGUUGCUUUAUUAGUUGGAACAUAUUUCAUUUUUAAAAGACAAAAACAACAAUGUACAAAAGCAGCUUUUGAUCAAAAUGUCUCAAUUGAGGUUCAUGAAGCUGAAAACAUAUACCAAAACAUGCCAAUAAACAGAACAAAUAAAAUGCGUGAAACUAAAUAUGUAUGUCAUUAUAAGAAGCCUGUUGUAUAUAAAAUUCAAGAAAACACAACGGAAGUGCGAGAAUCUGGAAUUUCUCUAAAUUUACAAGAGUUUGAUAAUAUCAUGUUAGAACCACCAAAAUACUGCAACACACAACACACAAUAGAUAAUCUAGAACAUAUUAAAAUAUCCGAAAUCUUAGAUUAUAUAUUGAAUCAGACGGAUGAAUCAGUUAGUGCUGAGUUUCAGAAAAUACCAACUGUUUUUCAGCUGCCCUGUUCUUCCGCACACAAUCCGAAAAACCUAUCGCAGAAUAGAUAUAGGGAUGUUGUGCCAUAUGACAAUACCAGAGUUGUAAUUGACAAUCAACCAGAAUUUUACAUAAACGCAUCAUACAUUGACGGAUACAACAUACCUAACGAAUACAUAGCUUGUCUAGGUAUUCUUUGA